Colletes gigas is the source of this 1975-nucleotide messenger RNA. RefSeq names its product calcium/calmodulin-dependent protein kinase type 1 (gene CaMKI). Gene Ontology annotation, biological process: protein phosphorylation. NCBI's taxonomy places the organism in Eukaryota, Metazoa, Arthropoda, Insecta, Hymenoptera, Colletidae. The transcript has 8 exons. The record is from RefSeq and is a predicted model, not a curated record. Gene Ontology annotation, molecular function: calcium/calmodulin-dependent protein kinase activity; ATP binding; calmodulin binding. Bases 714 to 1838 code for a protein of 374 amino acids.
CAUCACUAGGUAUAGGUAAGUGCAAUUGCACAAGUUGCGAGAAUCAGCCACGAAUUGAUAGCCAUCUGACGGCGAAUUCCAGAAGCGUCAGUGUAUUCGUCACAAAAUAUUAUGAUCCGUCCGAAUAUUAGCAUGCGUUUAUCACGAACGACAAAACGGAAUAUCACGAUAACGAUAAAACGGAGUAGAACCGAUACGCGUACACGUUAGAGCUAUCUGUCUACAUAGUGCUAUACAUAUUGGUUGUAGCAGAGAGUACUUGUGGUACUAGCAGUACCGCGAGGGCGCGAGGCCGCGACCCUGAGCCCGAUACGCGCGACGGGGAAUAGAGCGUUUCGGUAGCGGAAUAGUGCGCGGAACAAAUACGUGUCAAACUCGGUCCACGGAUAAGCAAAGUGGAGCAUCGUGUGGUGCACACGGGUGUCCGCUAUCGUUUACUGUGUGUAAAGGUUGAGAGUUCAUGAUCAUUCAGCGCCUCGAAACGAUGAUUUUACGAGGCGUUUGACGACGGUCUUUUCCCCCUUAUUUUUUCGUCGCCGAAUGAUCGGAAACUCAUAAGCAAGACGGACCAAGAACUUUCGUUCUGGCGAUCUUCGUUCGACGUACGCAUAACCUGUCAGGAUCGGUCGCUCACGCAGCCACAGAAAACACGUUUAGAGAGUCGGAAAGUGGUGUGAUUGUUAAUAAUUUUUUGCAAUAUCAAACCUCGAAAAAUGCCGCUCUUCGGUAAAAAGGAUUCGAGCAAGAAGAUCAAAAAGGAUGGAAAAGACGAUAAGUCGCCGUCCGUCGAGGACAAAUAUAUCCUGAAGGAGUUGCUCGGAACGGGUGCUUUCUCUGAAGUACAUUUGGCAGAAAGUAAAGAGAAACCUGGUCAAAUGUAUGCUGUGAAAAUCACCGACAAGAAAGCAUUGAAGGGAAAAGAAGACUCUUUAGAAAAUGAAAUCAAAGUGUUAAGAAGGUUAUCACAUCCAAAUAUUGUACAACUGCUGGAAACAUUUGAGGACAAACACAAAGUUUAUUUAGUUAUGGAAUUGGUAACUGGCGGAGAACUCUUUGAUAGAAUUGUUGAGAAAGGUUCCUAUACAGAAAAAGAUGCAUCAGGAUUAAUAAGACAAGUCCUUGAAGCUGUGCACUAUAUGCACGAACAGGGUGUUGUGCACAGAGAUCUUAAACCUGAAAAUCUUUUAUAUUAUAGUCCAGACGAAGAUAGUAAGAUUAUGAUUAGUGAUUUUGGUCUGUCAAAAAUGGAGGAUUCUGGUAUAAUGGCAACUGCUUGUGGUACUCCCGGAUAUGUUGCUCCAGAAGUCUUAGCGCAAAAGCCGUAUGGGAAGGCUAUCGAUGUUUGGAGCAUAGGGGUCAUUUCUUAUAUCCUGCUGUGUGGAUAUCCACCGUUUUACGACGAAAACGACGCCAAUCUGUUUGCACAAAUAAUGAAAGGUGAAUUUGAAUUUGAUUCGCCGUACUGGGACGAUAUCAGUGACUCAGCAAAGGAUUUCAUUCACAAGUUGAUGUGUGUCAAUGUUAAAGAGCGCUAUACUUGUACACAAGCCCUUGCGCAUCCCUGGAUUUCCGGCAACGCGGCUAGCAAUAAAAAUAUCCACGGUACUGUAUCGGAACAACUUAGAAAGAAUUUCGCCAAAUCAAGGUGGAAGCAAGCCUUCCACGCAACCACGGUCAUACGUCAAAUGCAACGGCUGACACUCAACAGCGGCCAACAGCAGCAGGGCCCAGGGUCAACAGGCCCCUCCAGCGGCAACCCCACGCCAUACCUCGAUCAAUCGCAAUCGAACCCCAGUCAUCAACCCAGAUCAGUGGAGCCUCAGACCAACCUCAAUUGAAGCAAAUACUUGAGUCACCGAUAUCCGUAUCAAGCUCGGUGGCCUCAAAUCCUCUCCCCAUUCCAAUCACUCCAAAUUCACCAUUAUACUUGCGCAACAAACGCUUCAAGCUGUGGGGUAGCACACGCACCGCUCUG